Raphanus sativus (radish) is the source of this 1501-nucleotide messenger RNA. RefSeq names its product F-box/kelch-repeat protein At1g24800-like. Gene Ontology annotation, molecular function: protein binding. NCBI's taxonomy places the organism in Eukaryota, Viridiplantae, Streptophyta, Magnoliopsida, Brassicales, Brassicaceae. The transcript has a single exon. The record is from RefSeq and is a predicted model, not a curated record. The coding region runs from base 129 to 1394 and encodes 421 amino acids.
UGGAAACCCUAAUCUUACGCACGAGGCACAUCUUAUGAAAAAUACAUAAUAAUUGCCUAUCUAUGUAAAUAUAUUUAUUAGAGAGAAAGCCCUAGAUUCUUUCUACUGUUGAAAAGCCUGGAAGGGAUAUGAUGAAGAGGAUAUGCGACCUCCCACCGGAACUGGUAGGGGCGAAGAUACUGAGCAAGGUUCCGAUAACAUCUCUGGGACAAGUGCGAUCUACUUGCAAACUAUGGGACCGUUUAACCAGAGACUGGAUUGUGGGUAAAGAAGCGGCGGCAAGGCAGCAGCAGCAUCAGUUUUUGGGGUUCAUUACGGUGGAUUUCAAGGUUUGUUCAUUGAGAUUCCGCAAGGAAGAAGAAGAUGUUGAUCUAUCUAUAAAGGAGGUAGGUUUACUUAACCAGUUCGAGAUUAGUAAAGUUUUUCAUUGCGACGGGUUAUUGGUAUGCGUCCUCAAGGAAGACAGAUCGAAGCUCUUGGCGUGGAACCCUUAUUUGGGGCAAACAAGGUCCAUCAGUCCCAGACCGGGGGAUGAUUUCAACGAACUAGACACUUAUCUCUUUGGUUACGACAUGAACCGUAACCACAAGAUGUUGAGGUUUUACAGUGAGUUUGAGAUGUACGAAUUUAGCUCUAAUUCAUGGAGGGUUCUUGAGGGGGUCACACUCCCCGACAGCUUGAUAUUAAAAUUCGGAGGUCACCGCUACGUGUCUUUGAAGGGAAAUGCUUAUUUUCUGGCUCAGGAGAUUACGACUGAUGAUGUUCUUAGAGAUGUUAUCCUACGUUUUGAUUUUACAACGGAGACGUUUGGACUAGAACCUCUGCUUGUUCCGUUUCUCGCUUUGUGUGAUGAAGCUGUGACCCUCUCAUCGGUUAGAGACCAAAAGCUAGCCCUGCUACAUCAGAAAGGUCAAAGAAUGAUUGAGGUCUUGGAGAUUUGGAUUUCGUCUAAGAUUGAUCAGCCAAAUGCUGCUGCUGUGACCUGGAGCAAGUUCAUGAACGUUAAUAUGAGACCUCUGAUUGGUGAUCGUUACGUCCGGUUUCACGAUGAGUUUGCGAGCUUCUUCAUCAUUGGCGACGACGAGGAGGAAGAGCAAGAGAAAGUCGCUGUGGUAUUCGAUAUGGAGGGGUAUGAGUUCUGUUUUGAACUUGUCAGGACCGAUCAUUACCACACUGCUUUUAUCAUCGGAGACGGCGACGAGGGAUACUAUAAAACUAUGAAUCUUGGACAAGCUCCUAAUCUCUGGAAACCCGAUCCUCUCCAUAGAGGAGGAUAUGUUCCUAGUGAUUAUCGGCCUCAGUGGUAUGAUCCCCCACUUGUGUCCUCAUCUUCUUAUCUCCCAAGUUUGGUGCAACUCAACAACCAACCCCGCAAAAGGAAAGAAAGAGAUUGAACAAUACUAGAGGAUUCGUUCGUUUUCUUUGCAAAAAUAGUCAAUCAUCGUUUAAGUUUUAAUAACUAAGGAUUUUAAGUUCCAUUUCGCUAUUAUUUUUUCAGAUU